AUGGUUUCGAUUUCAAAUUUGCUCAAUAAUGGGCUCUUGCUAGUUUCUCAAAACAUAUAUGCUGAUGUUGCGACUCCACAACAAGCUUCGGUCCAAAAGUACAAUAUCUUGAACUUCUUGGGAGGUGCUGCACCUUACAUUGCUAAUGAAGGUUAUGGAAUUGACACUGCUAUUCCUGAAGGGUGUACAAUCCAACAGGUUCAGUUGUUUUCUAGACAUGGUGAAAGAUAUCCAUCAAAGAGUCUGGGUCUGCAACUUGAAGCAAUUAACAAGAAAUUUCAAAACUAUAAUGGAACAUUUAAAGGCGACUUGGCGUUUUUGAAUGACUAUACUUUUUUUGUCCAUGAUAAACAGUUUUACGAGAAAGAGACUACUCCACAAAACUCAGAGGGUACAUUUGCAGGGACUUCAAAUGCAUUGAGAGAGGGUACUAUUGCAAGAGCUAAAUAUGGUUCAUUAUAUAAGGAAAAUUCAACUUUACCUGUUUUUUCUUCCAACUCGGGUAGAUGUUAUGUUACUUCGAGAUACUUUGCAAGAGGAUUCUUGGGAGACAGUUUUAACGAAGGCAAGACUGUCAAGUUCAAUAUCAUUGAUGAAGAUGAAUCCAGUGGUGUCAAUAGCUUGACCCCAAGAUAUGCUUGUCCAAACUAUGAUGACUCGGUGAAUGAUGACAUUGUAGCAAAAUUCAACACAAGUUUCUUGGAUACCAUUGCUGAGCGUUUAGUCAAGCCAAACCCAGGUUUGAACUUGACAGGUAAAGAUGUUAAUAACUUGUUUUCAUGGUGUGCUUAUGAGAUCAAUGUUAAUGGAUCUUCACCAUUCUGUGAUUUGUUCACAAAUGAGGAGUUUAUCAAAUAUUCAUACUCGAACGACUUGGGCAACUACUAUUCAAAUGGUGCUGGAAACAAUUUCACCAGGGUUGUUGGAUCUUCAUUGUUGAAUGCUUCAUUGACUUUGUUGAAGGAUGAAUCCAACAGCAACCAAAUAUGGUUAUCUUUUGCUCAUGACACUGAUUUGGAAAUCUUCCACAGUGCCUUGGGUUUGGUUGAGCCAAAGAAUGACUUGCCUACUGACUAUAUCCCAUUCCCAAACCCAUAUGUACAUUCAUCUAUUGUGCCACAAGGUGCAAGAAUCUAUACCGAGAAGUACCAGUGUGGAGCCGACUCCUAUGUUAGAUACAUUGUCAACGACGCUGUGCUUCCUAUAGAAAAGUGUGCUUCGGGACCAGGCUUUUCGUGUAAGUUGGAUGAUUUUGAAGACUAUAUAAAUGAAAGAAUUGGGGAUAUCAAUUUCACUGAACAAUGUGGUACUAAUUCUUCUGUUCCACAAGAAGUCACAUUUUACUGGGACUACAAAAAUACAACCUACGAUGCGCCUAUCGGAGAUUUCUAG
Messenger RNA from Lodderomyces elongisporus, 1392 nucleotides. Its product is annotated as histidine phosphatase family protein. The transcript has a single exon. The coding region runs from base 1 to 1392 and encodes 463 amino acids. Gene Ontology annotation, cellular component: fungal-type cell wall. NCBI's taxonomy places the organism in Eukaryota, Fungi, Ascomycota, Pichiomycetes, Serinales, Debaryomycetaceae. The record is from RefSeq and is a predicted model, not a curated record. Gene Ontology annotation, molecular function: acid phosphatase activity.